CAACAGAGAAGACCACACCUUAUAAAUCAGAAGGCACAGAAACAAUACUUUCAUCUACCUUAACACCAGAAAAUGUUGCUACAGCAACCACUUCUAAAUCAACCAUAGUUGAACCUUUAGAAACAACACCUACAAUAUUUGACCAAACAACCGUUUUACUCACUUCUUCAACUACAGCUAGAUCUUCAUCAACUACAGCAAUAACAGACAUGACCACACCUUUUAAACCCGAAAGCACAGAAACAAUAACUUCGUCUACUCCAACUACAGAAAAUCUAGCAACAAAAACCACUUCUUCAUCAACCACAGUUAAACCUUCAGAAAGACCCACUGGAUUAUUUGAGCAAACAACGCCUACACUCAGUUCAUCAACAACUACUGAAGUAAACGUUACCAGGGAGAAAUCAACGGCUACAACGGCUAUUACACCAACAAGCAAAUCUACAUUUACUUUGUCUGCUUCAAGAACAGAAAAUGUUGCUACAAUUACCACUGAUGCAACAACUACAUUUAGGACUGCAGAACCAACAACUGGAAUAUUCGGCAAAUCAACAUUUGGAGUCAGUUCAAAAACAACAGCUGAAGGUACCUCACCUAAGGUUACAACAAGGAUUAAUACACCAAAUACAACAACAAUUAAAGCUAUGUUUGAAUCCUCAGCCACAACUACAGAAAAUGCUGCCACAUUAACAACUGCUGCAUCAACCUCAUUUUUACCCGUUGAAUCUUCACCUGAAAUAUUUGACAAAACAACUGUUUUACUCACUUCACCAACAACAACUGCAGCCACUCAAACUUCAGGAACAUUAGGAAUUGCCACACCCAAUAUCCAAACAACAGCAGCAAUAGGUACUUUAUCUGUUGCAACAGAAAAUGUUGCUACAUUGACCACUGCGGCAAGAACUGCAUUUAAGACUGUAGAACCAACAACUAAAAUAUUGGGCCAAUCAACACUUGGAUUCAGUUCAAGAAUAACAGCUGAAGGUACCUCACCUAUAGUAACAACAAGGAUUAAUACACCAACAAGUACAGGUAUAAUGGAGUCAUCCAUCACAACAGCAGAAAAUGUUGCCACAUCAACCACUGCAUCAACCUAUAUUGAACCGGUAGAAACAACACCUGAAAUAUUUGAACAAACUACAUUUGAAGUCAGUUCAACAACAGCUGAAGUUACUGUUACUCAGGAAUCCUUAACGGCUUUAACACCUAAUACAACAACAAGCAGAGCAACAAUAACUUCGUCUGCUUCAAGAACAGAAAAUCUUGCUACAUUAAUUACAGCUGCAUCAACCACAUUUGAACCUGUAGAUACAUCAACAGUUUUCUCCAACAACAGUUCUAACUACCUUUGUUACAGCAACAUCAAGUCCAAGCACAACAAAACCCUCGACUGA
Molecule: messenger RNA, 1394 nt
Organism: Oryzias latipes (Japanese medaka)
Lineage: Eukaryota; Metazoa; Chordata; Actinopteri; Beloniformes; Adrianichthyidae
Source: RefSeq, a predicted model, not a curated record